CCGCCUUGCUCCAUAUCCAUCAAUGAUAUGCAUAACAAAAAAUCUCACGUGUUCACCGGUGCAUCAAUUUAGAUCGUACCAAACGCAGAUCCACAAAGAAGGCGGGUGAAAGUAAAUCAGUGGUAAGUACUCCUGUUUGAAGAAAUACCCUCUCCAACUAUAGUAUAUAUACCCACCUUUGAAGAAGGGUAGACAUCAGUACGUUUGAAUCUCAAAAUAGAAAUGAAGCCUUUUCUGAUUGGAACGAUAGUUUUAGCAGUCGCCGCAGUAGCCACAUGCGGCGAGGCUACAAAAAAGAAGAAUGAAAAGCGAGGCAUUUUUUCCAGCGAUAUCGGAAGCGGUUACGGAGGCGGUCAUGGGGGUGGCAUAGCACUUGAACUUGAUGGCGGGCAUGGCUUAGGAGGCGGAAGUUUAGGAGGACAUGGAGGGGGUAUCAGUCUGGGCGGUGGUUAUGGAGGAGGUUAUGAAGGUGGACUUGGAGGAGGAUAUGGCGGAGGACUUGGAGGAGGACUUGGAGGAGGACUAGGAGGAGGAUUAGGAUUAGGAGGAGGAUUAGGUGGAGGAGGAGGUGGUGGUGCUACUAUUACUACCAUAAACAGAGCAGUACCUGUUCCUGUACCUCAACCUUAUCCAGUUACUGUCAAUAGACCAGUUCCAGUUCCAGUACCACAACCUGUCGAAGUUCCAGUCCCCAGACCAGUUCAAGUUCCAGUUCCAGUUGCUCAACCUGUUGAAGUUCCCAGACCGUACCCUGUUGUAGUAAAUCGUCCAGUACCUGUAGCCGUUCCGACUCCAGUACGUGUACCAGUUCCACAACCCGUUGCUGUUCCAGUGCCACAACCUUAUCCAGUUACAGUACCACAACCUGUUCCAGUUAGGGUACCCCAAACUAUUGUAGUACCAGUUGCUCAACCCAUUGUUGUUGGAGGCGGUGGUGGUGGACUUGGAGGUGGACUUGGAAGUGGAUUAGGAGGUGGAAUUGGCGGUGGAUAUGGAGGUGGACUUGGCGGUGGAUAUGGAGGUGGACUUGGUGGUGGAUUGGGAGGACAUGGAUCUCUUGGAAGCGGAUUAGGAGGAGGACACGGUCUCAUCAGUAGUGGUUUGGACCACGGAUCUCUUGGAGGGAGCUAUUCUCUUGGAGGACAUGGUGGAAGCCUAGGAGGUAUUUCCUUGGGCAGUAGUCAUGGUUAUGGAGGUGGAUAUGGAGGAGGAUCUUCAAUCUCUAUUGGAAAAUCAAUUUCCCUUGGAUCUGGAGGCCACGGUGGUGGAGCUACCAGUUACUCCAGUAUUUCGCAUGGACAUUCCAAAUAUUAUAGAAGGUUAGAUCGCGAGUAUUUAAGUAAAAUGUCUGAAGUCGGUGAAGCUAGUGCUAAGUGUAAAACACGUGUACAUUUAUCUGAUGAUGCCAAAGAAAUUAUUAGGAAUGUUUAUCAAACUGUGAAAGAAGACAAUCCAAAUCCAGAAGACGGUAAAUUCCUCAUCAAGACAACAUCUCGACUGACAAGGAUGCCAUAUACAACAGUGUGGAAAAUUGUUACGAAUAGAAUUCAACCUCGUAAAAAGCUGAGUGACUUUUCUACACAUAAAGCAGUAAAUGAAAAAGAUGCUGAGGUAAUUAUAAGAGCAAUUUACAAUUUCUAUUCAAAGAACCUAGUUCCAACGCUUAGUAUGAUCUACGAUCAACUUGUUAAAGGCUAUUCCAUUACGUAUUCGCCUUCAACUUUAUCAAGAUUUUUGAAUCACAUUGGUUUUCGAUACAAGAAAAUUAAUAAGCGAUCAUCAAUAAUGGAUUCUCCUCGUCUAAUUAAAUGGAGAAAUGAAUACUUGGAUGCUAUAUCUAAAUUUAGAGAUGAAGGAAGACCGAUAUUUUAUCUAGAUGAAACAUGGUUCGAUACCCACGAUACUGCUCAAAAAGGUUGGACAGACGAUUCUAUUAAAUGUGCACCCAAUUAUCCAAUUAAUAGAGGUCAGCGAAUAAUUAUUCUGAAAAUUGGAUCCAAAAAUGGCUGGCUUGGAGGGGAAAGUUUUUUACUAUCGGCAAAAAACAUUAAAGAUUCAAAGCUGGACUACCAUGAAAAUAUGACGAGUAGCUUGUUGAAGGAAUGGUUUGAAAAGAAGGUGUUGCCAAAUUUGUCUCCAAAAAGUGUAAUUGUAUUGGAUAACGCAGCGUAUCACAGCGAACAAAUUAGAAAAAUCCCCGGUGUAGGUUCGACAAAAAAACAGAUAUCUGAUUUUUUGUAUGACAGUGAUUUGCACUUUGAAGAAACAUAUACAAAAAAAGAAAUGUUGGAAGUUCUUCACACAAAAGUGUUUGAGAAACAAUUUGUUAUAGACGAAUUAGCCAAACGUGAUGGUCAUAAUAUUGGAACGAUAGUUUUAGCAGUCGCCGCAGUAGCCACAUGCGGCGAGGCUACAAAAAAGAAGAAUGAAAAGCGAGGCAUUUUUUCCAGCGAUAUCGGAAGCGGUUACGGAGGCGGUCAUGGGGGUAUAGCACUUGAACUUGAUGGCGGGCAUGGCUUAGGAGGCGGAAGUUUGGGAGGACAUGGAGGUGGAAUCAGUCUGGGCGGUGGUUAUGGAGGAGGUUAUGAAGGUGGACUUGGAGGAGGAUAUGGAGGAGGACUUGGAGGAGGACUAGGAGGAGGACUUGGAGGAGGACUAGGAGGAGGAUUAGGAUUAGGAGGAGGAUUAGGUGGAGGGGGAGGUGGUGGUGCUACUGUUACUACCAUAAACAGAGCAGUACCUGUUCCUGUACCUCAACCUUAUCCAGUUACUGUCAAUAGACCAGUUCCAGUUCCAGUACCACAACCUGUCGAAGUUCCAGUCCCCAGACCAGUCCAAGUUCCAGUUCCAGUUGCUCAACCUGUUGAAAUACCCAGACCGUACCCUGUUGUAGUAAAUCGUCCAGUACCUGUAGCCCUUCCAACUCCAGUACGUGUACCAGUUCCACAACCUGUCGCUGUUCCAGUGCCACAACCUUAUCCAGUUACAGUACCACAACCUGUUCCAGUUAGAGUACCCCAAACUAUUGUAGUACCAGUUGCUCAACCCAUUGUUGUUGGAGGCGGUGGUGGUGGACUUGGAGGUGGACUUGGAAGUGGAUUAGGAGGUGGAAUUGGCGGUGGAUAUGGAGGUGAACUUGGUGGUGGAUAUGGAGAGGGACUUGGUGGUGGAUCGGGAGGACAUGGGUCUCUUGGAGGUGGAUUAGGAGGAGGACACGGUCUCAUCAGUAGUGGUUUGGACCACGGAUUUCUUGGAGGGAGCUAUUCUCUUGGAGGACACGGUGGAAGCCUAGGAGGUAUUUCCUUAAGCAGUAGUCAUGGUUAUAGAGGUGGAUAUCGAGGAGGAUCUUCAAUCUCUAUUGGAAAAUCAAUUUCCCUUGGAUCUGGAGGCCAUGGUGGUGGAGCUACCAGUUACUCCAGUAUUUCGCAUGGACAUUCCAAAUAUUAGAAAAUUAAGAGACUAGCAAAUGCGUAUAAAAGUUAUUGAAAAAUUGUUUAAAUUAGUACUCGACUAAUUAUUGUGAUAAAAGAUUUUUAUAUUGUUAUAGUAUGUGUGUAUAUAUUUUUUUACAAAAAAUAAAUAAACCAAUAAUUAUUUAUCAGAAU
Molecule: messenger RNA, 3605 nt
Organism: Diabrotica virgifera virgifera (western corn rootworm)
Lineage: Eukaryota; Metazoa; Arthropoda; Insecta; Coleoptera; Chrysomelidae
Exons: 8
Coding region: 223-3447 (1074 amino acids)
Molecular function (GO): nucleic acid binding
Source: RefSeq, a predicted model, not a curated record